Pteronotus mesoamericanus is the source of this 2588-nucleotide messenger RNA. It is a transcript of the gene GOLPH3, whose product is annotated as golgi phosphoprotein 3. Gene Ontology annotation, biological process: Golgi organization; Golgi vesicle budding; Golgi to plasma membrane protein transport. The transcript is spliced from 4 exons. NCBI's taxonomy places the organism in Eukaryota, Metazoa, Chordata, Mammalia, Chiroptera, Mormoopidae. Bases 278 to 1174 code for a protein of 298 amino acids. Gene Ontology annotation, molecular function: phosphatidylinositol-4-phosphate binding. Gene Ontology annotation, cellular component: cytosol; trans-Golgi network; Golgi cisterna. The record is from RefSeq and is a predicted model, not a curated record.
CGCCGCCGCCGCCGCCUGGGAGCUCGGGCCGUCUCCGGGGCUGGGGCUGCAGGAAGAAAGCAGCUCCCGUCGCGCCGCGCCGUCAGCCCGCCAGCCCGCUUCGCCCUGACCCAUCUCCCCAUGAGUGCCCCCGGCCUGGCUGCCGACGGACGUCGCCACAGCAUCCGGAUUUAACACGGAAGCCCGGGGCGGGGGCCGCGGGAGAAGGAGGAGGAGGGGGGAAGGCCGGUAGGUCCCGCGUCCCUGUCGGCCCGGCGCGGCGGCCUCGGCCGGAGCCAUGACCUCGCUGACCCAGCGCAGCUCGGGCCUGGUGCAGCGGCGCACCGAGGCCUCCCGCAACGCCGCCGACAAGGAGCGAGCGGCGGGCGGCGGCGGCGGCAGCGGCGAGGACGACGCGCAGACCCGCCGCGACGAACAGGACGACGACGACAAGGGCGACUCCAAGGAAACGCGGCUGACACUGAUGGAGGAGGUGCUCCUGCUGGGCCUCAAGGACCGAGAGGGCUAUACAUCAUUUUGGAAUGACUGUAUAUCAUCUGGAUUACGUGGCUGUAUGUUAAUUGAAUUAGCGUUAAGAGGAAGGUUGCAACUAGAGGCUUGUGGAAUGAGACGUAAAAGUCUAUUAACAAGAAAGGUGAUCUGUAAGUCUGACGCCCCAACAGGGGAUGUGCUUCUCGACGAAGCUCUCAAGCACGUUAAGGAGACUCAGCCUCCAGAAACUGUCCAGAACUGGAUUGAAUUACUUAGUGGUGAAACAUGGAAUCCGUUAAAACUGCAUUAUCAGUUAAGAAAUGUGCGAGAACGAUUAGCUAAAAACCUGGUAGAAAAGGGCGUAUUGACAACAGAGAAACAGAACUUCCUACUUUUUGACAUGACAACACAUCCCCUCACCAACAACAACAUUAAGCAGCGCCUCAUCAAGAAGGUCCAGGAAGCCGUUCUUGACAAGUGGGUGAAUGACCCUCACCGCAUGGACAAGCGCCUGCUGGCCCUCAUUUACCUAGCCCAUGCCUCAGACGUCCUGGAGAAUGCUUUCGCUCCCCUUCUGGACGAGCAGUAUGACUUGGCCACCAAGAGAGUGCGGCAGCUCCUCGACUUGGAUCCCGAGGUGGAAAGUCUGAAGGCCAGCACCAACGAGGUCCUGUGGGCGGUGGUGGCCGCGUUCACCAAGUAACUCUGCUCAGAAUGGAGUGUUCUCCUUUCUCUACAAGCCUGUAGCUUUUGGUCUGUUGGCUUCCAAGUUUCUUCAGUUUGUUUUCUCUACACUAACAUUGGCUUUUGUGUUGUGAAAUAAUAGGCAACUUUUUUUUUUUUUAAAUGUAUGCAGGAUUCUGCUGGUACGAGAGGCUUUCCUCUUUCUGUUUAAAAAGAAGGUUUACUGCCAUAUUGGCAUUCCAUUAUCACUGUUACCUGUUUUGGGUCACUGGUGUGCUUUGACUUGCAGAGUACCUCCAGUCUUCUCACCUGCACACCUUUGGAUUACCUCAGGUUGUGUUUUUCCCACAUGCACAUGUACAUCUCACAUUCUGUCUGCAAUUCAGACAGAAGUCACAAAAAGGCCUUUAAUUUACCAAAGGUGAAAAAAUGUAUGUAUUAGGACAUUUUAUAUAUAGACCUCAGUUGAGAUGUAUACUUAGCAAAAUUAUUUUUAAAAUUGAAACAACAUAUAAAUAAUACAAAAUGCCCCUUGAAUUUUGCUUACCAUGAAAAUCUCUUAUACCAUUUGUUAUAAUUUUAACUAUGAAAUAAUACAGGUCCAGUUGUUUCAUAAAGCCACUUUGUGGUGAGCUGCAUUCCAGGUAUGCUGUAUAUAGUUGGAAUUAUAUAUAAAUUACCCCUUCUUAGGGCCACCGCUGCCUCCAUCUUAGUAUCUGGCAAGAUUUAAUCAGUUUUACACCUGGUACCCCUCACUUUGCCUAUUAUUAUUUAAUGACAGAAUAGAGCUCUAAUCACUGAGAAAGAAAGAGGUGUGUCUGAUUGGUCCCAAGAUUCUUUGAGCUGUGCCAUUCAUGACACUCUGCAAUUUUUUUUGCUUUUACUGUUUUAUCAUUUCUAUAGGGAAGAGGCUUGUGACCAGUACUAAUCUUGAGUACAGUAUUUUUGUUUGUUGAUCACAAGUAAAUUAAUGUCUUCUCUUAAAUGCCCUUUAUUUACACUAUUUUGAGAAAAAAAAUCAAAUGUCACUUAUAGCAGAUUUGCAUGUUAGCAAGUAAUGACUACGGUCAGAUGAUUAAGAAUUUUAUAACAGAAAGCUCUGCUAUGUUUUAAUUUUUAUAUACAAUUAUGACAUUGUAAGAAUAUAAACCUUUGAUUUUUAAAAUUUAUUUUUACUAUUUCUUUAUCACUGCUUAUUAUAUCACCAUUCGUUUCAUAAUGUAAAUACUAUAUAUUGAACAAAUUAAAUGUCAAAUUUUUUAUUACCAUAGUUCAUGUUAAUAGUGGGGCUUUCAGGUAUCUAAAUUUUUUGGUUAACAUUCAAUGCAAAAAUACUAGACAGUGUAUAACUUUAGAUUUGAAUUUUAAGGGAUUCUCUAAUAUGUACACUAUCUUUUUAUCUCAAAUAAAAAAUAAACUAUGAUUUUGAAAGU